Messenger RNA from Aspergillus mulundensis, 1941 nucleotides. RefSeq lists its product as uncharacterized. NCBI's taxonomy places the organism in Eukaryota, Fungi, Ascomycota, Eurotiomycetes, Eurotiales, Aspergillaceae. The transcript is spliced from 2 exons. Gene Ontology annotation, molecular function: protein binding. The record is from RefSeq and is a predicted model, not a curated record. The coding region runs from base 1 to 1941 and encodes 646 amino acids.
AUGCCCCCGCAGAAGCGCAAAGCCCCCUACAAGACCUGGUAUGAAAGGGACGCCGCCCGCACGGCGGCAAGAAAGCGCAUCCGCCGAGAAAACGCCCUGCCCCGCAGCGACCCCUUCACCUUCUUCAGCGACAGCAUCUCAGGCCGGAUCCUGAGGCACCUCGAGGCCGUGCAGGACGUCGGGCGCUGCGAGCUGGUGAGUCGGCGGUGGCGCGAUAUUGUUGUUGGAUGGGGGGUGAGGGAGUGCACGGAGCUGCUGGGGGAGCAUCCGAGGGGCGUGAGACGGCAGGAGCAUGUGCUUGGGCCUGUGGUGAAUGAGCUUAGCGAGGACGAGGAGGAUGAUAUUUUGGGGGCGGAGGAUGAGUGGGUGGAGGGGAAGAGGGAGGGGGAGGAUGAAAGUGAUGUGGAGGUUAAGCCCGAGCGCCAGGAUAAGGGGAAGGCGGUUGAUCGGGCCGCGAUCGAGGGUAGAGAUGAGGAUAUGAUGGAUGUUGACGACGUCAAUGUCAAGAUUAGGGCGGAGAGCCCGGAUCAGUCGGAAGGGGGGAGUGAGGCGGGGAAUAUCAGAGACCUUGGCGGCGUUGACGAAGAUAGGAGGAAGUGGAGGAUCAUCAAGAAGGCCGCGGCCCGUUGGGUGUUAAGGCAGAAGCUCGUCUUCGGCGACGCCUCGUCCGGGAGGGCUUUCGAUGGCGUGAACUGGAUAGUCUCGGCCGGCGACUACAUCGCCUGGUCGGACGGCCAGGACGUAUGCUACCAGCGACUGGGCUUCGAGGCCAACGGGUCCCGCUACGAAGUCCGCCGGUUCCACACACAUGGAUGGUCCAACGAGCGGCCCGAGCUCUGGGUUAGCCCUUACGGCUACGUGCUCAUCCGCGGAUACAAGGACCGCGAGGGAGCGCUCGCCACCGUAUGCAUCCAGAUCGACACCGGGCGGAGGAUGUGGGAGCGGACCGGACCCGCGGCCCCUGCAGAGUGGGCGCAGCGCACGAGGAACAUAUUCGCCGUGACGGAGCACACGAUCUACGAAAUUGAUUCGCACGACAAUCGGCUUCAUAUGCUUGACCUCCGUAGCGGAGGGAUCAUCGGCGAAGCCCAGCUUCCGAACGAUAUGCUGACGCGUCUGCAUCAUCGGUGUAGCGCUGUGCGCAAGACACCAAGCGGACAAGACGUGAUUGUCGCAUUUGCCCCGGUCAAUCGAGCGGUCGCUCGCCGCGGGCAAAUCAUGUGGACCCCCGCGCGGCGUCCAACAGACGCGAAUCAGUGCGAAGUCCAAGGGCUCCAGACAAUCAACCCGCUGACCGGGGAUAUGACCGAGCACUUCCCGGAUGUCGUCGUAUGGGGCGGAUUCGGGAGGAUCUUCCCGAGCUGGGAGAAGGAGAACGAGUUCGCGGUGGUCUCGCUGUGGUAUGACGAAGAAAACAGAGACAACUACGUAUGGUGGAAGAUGGAUUUCUUCCAGAUCAAUGACCGAUCCCGUAUUUCGCGGCUCCGCACUGAACUCUUCGCGUGCGACUCGACUCACUACGACGAGGUUGUCGGGAACAAUCCCUCCACCGUCGACCCAUAUAUGUGUCUCCUGUUCAGCGCGAACGCGGCCGACCAGUAUCUGCCGUCCAUUGUAGAGUUUGAGGCCGCGCCGGCCGACAUCAAUAUGCCGGAGCCAAUUCAGCGUGUGGCGGCGCAUCUCCGCGUUGACCGCAUCUGGUGCGAUGACCGGACUAUGAACAUCUCGCUGCCGAUGCGUCACAGGCGGGUUCAGGAACGCCUGGAGUUUGAUAUUGGUUACAGGCCUGGUAGGGCUGAGAUGAGGCAGCUUGGCAAGAAGACCCUUGCCGUCUUUUAUGCGCCUGGUUUCGAUGGGGAUGAGCGCGGGGAUACGUAUUUGUUUGAUUUUCGGUUUCGGGCGCCCUUCUUGGGGGCAAAUGCGUAUCCGGGAGAGCUUUGA